Trichosurus vulpecula (common brushtail) is the source of this 2811-nucleotide messenger RNA. RefSeq names its product SLAM family member 5-like. Gene Ontology annotation, biological process: T cell activation. The coding region runs from base 33 to 1097 and encodes 354 amino acids. The transcript is spliced from 8 exons. Gene Ontology annotation, cellular component: external side of plasma membrane. Lineage: Eukaryota; Metazoa; Chordata; Mammalia; Diprotodontia; Phalangeridae. The record is from RefSeq and is a predicted model, not a curated record.
GUUGCCUCCCAAGGAUUAAGAGCUGAAGGAACAUGGCCCAACUCCACCUCUGGUUCUUGGUCCUCUUUCUGUUCACGGAGCCAAGAGCUUCCAGAGAGAAUGAUGCCCCAAUAAUGGUGACAGGGAUUCUGGGAGAGUCAGCUACCCUACUCGUAGAAAUACCAACUACAUAUAAACUUGAGAACAUAAACUGGUUUUCCCGUACAUCAGUUGCUUUUGUGCAACCAGAAGGAACAUCAUUCAACAUCAUUACAACCCAUCAAAAUUAUAAGGGACGACUGAGUAUCCCACCUGAGACAUACAACUUGAAGAUUAGCCCACUGAAGAUGGAGGAUGCUGGACCCUACAGAGCUGACAUAAAUCUUCAGACCCCUACAACUACCACCAGCAUCACCCUCACCAAGAACUAUACCCUGCAUGUCUACAGACGACUGGCACCACCAAAAAUUACUUCUGAUCUUGUAGCCUCUCAGAACAACACCUGUAACAUCACUCUGACAUGCUUCAUGGAGGAGGGAGGAGAAGCUGUGAAGUACCAGUGGACUCCUCUGGGAGAACAAGCUGUUGAAUCUGAUGGGAAAUCUAGGCUUUUCAUCUUCCAAAAACCUGAGGACUCUCAUAUAAAUUACACAUGCACAGCCAUAAACCCUGUCAGCAACAACUCUCAAUCUAUACUUCUUCAACAACCCUGUGCAGGACGGAGUGGAAAGGAGAGAGAUUGGAAGGAGGGAGACGAUUAUAAAAUCCCUUACAAAAACCCAGGAAGGUCCUCUAGUUCACUCUGGUUUAUACUGGUGCCUCUCCUUGUAAUAGUAACUUCAGCUGGGAUAUUGUUUUAUCUACAACGCAAGAAAACAGAAGGUGCUGAUUCACAACUCACUUCCCAGAUCAGGACUCCAAAGGACUUUCUGCCACCUGCAGAGAACCGAGUCUAUGAUGAAAUUAGCGUGCCCAAGGUAAUUGUCUCCAAACCUCAGAAGGAAGAAGAAGCCUUAAAUACAAUUUAUUACACAGUGCAAAAGCCCAAAAAGAUGGAAAAUUCUUACUCAUCUUCUACCAAACUUCUUGGGACCUCUGCCAAUGAGGCUGUGAUCUAGAGACAGAGAAGCUUAUUCUCUUCCCAGGAGUGGACGUUUGAUGGCAGGAAGACUUCAGCCUGUUAAAAGAAAUAUUGGUUCAGGCCUCAUACUGGUCAAUGAGGCAAACUCAGGAAAAGAAGGAGAAAGUAUUUUAUUAGCACACCAAGGCAGCAAGCAGUUAGAGUGCAGCCAGACCCAUUACGAACUGAGCUGGUUUUUAUAGACUGGAGUAAACAACUUCUAUAUAAGAGCAGAAGUAUGUUGAUUGGUGAUGCAGCACUAUAAUUGGACCUACAUCAUUCCUCUGUCUUUAACUGCAUCAUCUUAAUCUGGGCUGCCUGUAAUACAGGGUAGGCCUUGAGAGUAGUGCCUUACACUGGGGGAGACACUGUAAACAUGAGCAACAUACAAUCCCCAUCACAAAACACCUGAAAAGAUCCACAAACAUAUUCCAGCCAUGAGAGAUCAGAAAGCCAAAUAAUUCUUAUAUUUUCUCUCUCUGUGAAGUCCUCACAAGAAUUAUCUCCCGCUCAAUCUGACCCCAUGCCCAAGAGGGGUAUCCCUUCCCUCAAGGCCAAGGGGACAUGUGCAUGUAUCCAGCAGCUGGUCCAGUUAAAGUCAUGGCUGGCAUUUUUGGAUUACACAUACGUAAGUGUUGAGUAUCCUGCUCCCCCAUCUGCUAGGGCACAAAGCAUGGCAUAAAGUGAGGAAAACAAAUACAUGGUAGAUUGCAGAUGACGUAUUAGGUCCUAAUUAUCAGAAUCAAACACACAGGUGACCAAGGACCACUGAUUGUUGUUGGGGUUUCUUCCCAGUUUAACUGGGUCCAGGGGCUGAUCAGAGGUUGCUUCUUCUGUUAGGUUGAGGUCAAUCACAGCAGGCUUCAGAUGGUAGUGAUGUAUCCAGGUUAUCCCCUUGGCACCCUUGAUGGCGGUAUGUGUGGUCAGCAGGAUCUGGAAAGGCCCAUUCCAAGAGGGCUGGAGAGUAGAUGUCUUCCUGAUGUUGUGGAUUCACACAUUGUCUCUUCACUCAAAUGAAUACAUCUGCUUUUCCAAAGGCAAAAUAGAUGUCAAGGCUCAUCAUCAAGGCCUCCUUCCAGAUCUGUGAACUGGACUGAGAUCACAUAUCUUAUCAGUCUUUCAUUACCUGUGGCCAGCCUCAGGCUCUGAGGGUCCAGCCUCCAAGUAGUAGGAGGUCAUCUACUGAACAGAAUUUCAAAAGGUGACAAUCCAUAAUCCUACCUACCAGAACAAUACAAGGGAAGUACCUGAAAACAUUUUAACUGUGUUUCCUGGCAUAAGUUUCCAAAAGGGUCUUACCUUCCCUAUUUAACCAUUCAACUUCCCCUGAUGAUUGUGUGAAUGAUAAGGAGUAUGCAGGUUCCCAAAUCAUUUGGAGAGUUGCUUAGUUAUUUCUGCAGUAAAGUGUGGCCCCUGGUCUGAGUCAAGACCAGAUCUUAGUAUUACGUCCUGGAUCAGACACCUUGAUACUGUCUUUGCCGCAGCAUGUUGUCACCGGAAAUGUCUCUAUUCAAUGGCUCAAUUGUUCUCUGCAUAGCAACACAUAUUUGUAACCUAUAGACUGGCAAUUCAAUAAAGUUAGUCUGCAGGUGUUUAAAUGGUAGGGUCACCCACUUUCUCCCCCUUUUGUCAUGGUUUUUUUCCUCAAGGAGUUGAAUGGUUGACAAGAAAGGCAGCUAGAGAUCAUACGAUGGGCCUCUGCAUCAACACCA